Molecule: messenger RNA, 1900 nt
Organism: Medicago truncatula (barrel medic)
Lineage: Eukaryota; Viridiplantae; Streptophyta; Magnoliopsida; Fabales; Fabaceae
Product: polypyrimidine tract-binding protein homolog 3
Exons: 15
Coding region: 117-1448 (443 amino acids)
Biological process (GO): mRNA processing
Cellular component (GO): nucleus
Molecular function (GO): RNA binding
Source: RefSeq, a predicted model, not a curated record
CUACAUCAUAGGUCAAGAAUUUCAUACAACACAUAAACAUCACAUUUGAGUUACUUACACACGAUCUCUCUCUCUCUCUCUCUCCUCUGUCUUUUACUCUCUUGAGGUAAUUUGAAAUGGCUGAACAAUCCAAGGUCAUUCAUGUUCGAAAUGUCGGGCACGAGAUAUCUGAAAACGAUUUGCUUCAGUUAUUUCAGCCUUUUGGAGUCGUAACAAAGCUUGUGAUGUUGCGUGCUAAAAAUCAGGCACUUGUACAAAUGCAAGAUGUUGCUUCUGCUGAUAGUGCUAUACAGUUCUAUAUAAAUUCUCAACCAAGCAUAAGGGGGAGAAAUGUUUAUGUCCAGUUUUCCUCUCAUCGAGAACUGACGACAAUGGAUCAAAAUCAAGGACGAGAAGAUGAGCCAAAUCGAAUUCUCUUAGUUACGGUUCAUCAAGUGCUGUAUCCUAUGACUGUGGAUGUUCUACAGCAAGUAUUUUCUCCUCAUGGAUUUGUGGAAAAGAUUGUGACAUUUCAGAAGUCAGCUGGGUUUCAAGCUCUCAUCCAGUACGAGACUCGUCAGAGUGCUGUGACUGCCAGAGGUGCUCUGCAGGGACGCAAUGUUUAUGAUGGUUGCUGUCAGCUGGACAUUCAGUUCUCAAACCUUGAUGAACUACAAGUGAACUACAAUAAUGACCGGUCAAGGGACUUUACCAACCCAAAUCUGCCUACUGAUCAGAAAGGCCGACCUUCACAGGCUGGAUACGGUGAUGCAGGAAAUUAUGGGGGAAUUCAAGGUUCUGGACCCAGACAAGCUGGAUUUUCACAGAUGGGAAAUGCUCAAGCAAUUGAAGCUGCCUUCGGGGGAGAUUUGCCUCCUGGAAUAACUGGAACAAAUGAAAGGUGUACCAUUCUUGUCACAAAUCUCAAUCCUGACAGAAUUGACGAGGACAAAUUGUUCAACUUGUUCUCUAUUUAUGGGAACAUUGUCAGAAUCAAACUUCUCCGAAAUAAACCAGAUCAUGCACUUGUCCAGAUGGGGGAUGGUUUUCAAGCUGAAUUGGCAGUUCACUUUCUGAAGGGGGCCAUGUUGUUCGGAAAGCAUUUGGAUGUGAACUUCUCAAAGCAUCCAAUUAUAACCCAAGGUCCUGAUACACAUGAAUACAUGAACUCCAAUCUCAAUCGAUUCAACCGAAAUGCUGCUAAAAACUACCGGUAUUGCUGCUCGCCAACAAGGAUUAUCCACAUGUCCUCCCUCCCACAAGAAAUUAUUGAAGACGAGAUUGCAAGUCUUCUGCAGGAGCAUGGAAUCAUUGUCAACUGCAAAGUCUUUGAGAUGAAUGGGAAAAAGCAGGCUCUCGUUCAGUUUGAGACCGAAGAGGAGGCAACUGAAGCCCUUGUUUGCAAGCAUGCAAGUUCACUUUCCGGCUUCGUGGUCCGUAUCUCCUUUUCGCAGUUGCAAAAUAUAUGAUGUGGUGCACUUCAGUACGGAGCAAAGGAAUUCUAUUUUUAUUUGGUAUACGGGAUUCUGAAUUCUGGAAAGAUAAUUUUAUGCCGACAAUCCCAUCUUCUGUCUUUUUAUGGUCUCAUUGGUUGUGAAUUAACUUAUAAAAACUUGUUCGUGAUUUUUCUCUAUGGAUCGUUUUUCUUCUCAUCUCCAUUGCCCCUAUUAGUACUUUUUAUGUUAGAUUGCUGAGACAAGGUUUAUGGUUGCAGAUGCAUGAAGUUUUGAGUAGAAAAGAGAAAAUUAGUUUCUUGUUUAGAGUUGAGGAAUUGUCUUAUGGUUUUUUUUUUGUUUAUGAUGAUUGUUGAUGUAUAUUAUUUGGAAUACAGGCUUAGUUGGCCUUUGUGUUGUAUUCUCAAUAACAUCAAAUUUUUCUUGUCCAUCAUAUAAUAUUAUAAUCCAACUAAUGUUAAAAUUUA